Messenger RNA from Callithrix jacchus (white-tufted-ear marmoset), 5921 nucleotides. The record is from RefSeq and is a predicted model, not a curated record. NCBI's taxonomy places the organism in Eukaryota, Metazoa, Chordata, Mammalia, Primates, Cebidae.
GGGCCGCUGGCGUGCGUGUGGGUGUGGAGUUGAAGAGUUUAUGCUUCGAAGUUCGGCUGUAGAGCCCACUUGGAUAUACCUGAAUCUGAGUGUUCGCCUCCCUCUGCCUUUUCCUCCUCUGACUUUCACCCUUUCGCGGUCACAGCACUUCGCUCUCGCCAUAUCCACGCCUCACCCAGACCUAUCACCUGAGCCUAGCUGUGAGGUAGAGCAGACAAGAAUUUCCCGGAUCCAGGGCAAGAGUGUUAGAUUAUAGGCUUUUUGUUUUACUUUGCUUUUCCCGUUCAUGAAACAAAAGCCAGUUUCAAAUCCUUCUAGGCCUCCCAGUAAAACUAUGGAAACCAUACUUUCCUCCUUCCCUUUAAUGCAUUACUAUCAAAAAGAGUACCUUCCAGUACUCCUUGCUUAAUUAAGAGCCAGAGCCGCAGCCACACAGGAAGGCCUGGAGAGCAAAUUCAAGGACAUGCCCAGGAGCCCAGCCAGCUGGGAAAUCAAAUAAAUAACAGUUCAUUCAUCCAUUUAUUAACCCAGCAAACAUUUAUUAACUGUCUACCUGAGCCCUGCACUGUGGGGAUACAGUGGUGAACAAAGCUCUUGUGAUGCUUACAUUUUAGUGGGGGUGGUGACGGCAAACAAAUGACACCGGGAAUGGACAACAUCACUGGGAAGCAUGUUCCAGGCAGGGAGAACAGGAAUUGCAAAAGCUUUGAGGCGGGAUGGUGCUUGCUGCGUGGCCACAGGAGGGAAGCCAGUGAAGCUGGGGUGGAGUGAGGAAGACAGCAGGGGGUCCCACGUGGAUGAGGACAGCUUCUCUCUUCCUAGGACUUCCCUCACAACUGGGACCCGACCCCAGGGUGCAAUUAGGGAGCAGGCAAGUUGGGUAGCAGGCUGAGAGUGUCUAAAGGACACUAAAUUAUCCUUGGAAUAAUUCAGGUAUUUGGUGCCAGUGAACUCUGAUUUCUGUGUCUUGGUGAAAUAUGUGUUGGCUUUCAUCCAGUAACAGACUUAUUGAUAACUCCUUACCUGACUACUUGUGUCCGAAGUAAUUUUGCAACAGACCAGUGUAAGUUGCAGGGUGUAGCCCAGAAGCCAGCCAGCUGACAGUUGCUUAAAGGCAUUAGUCACAGUUGUAAUUCCAAAAAUGCAUGAUGCGCUGUGAAGUGCUGCUCCCUGAAGGCAAGAGAUUUAUACUAUUAUUUACAUUUUAAGUGGUUUCAUAUGUUUACCAUGUUUACCAAGAAGUUAUUUGCUUCGGAAGAUUGCAUAGGAUGAAAAUUUGUAAUAAUUUCUAAUUUUGAAUAUAAAAAGGCUUACACAGUUUUUAUUCCAGGACAAUUGGUAUUUCCCCCACCUCUGCUAAGUAAACAUUCGACAGAUGUUUAAAUAACACCAGUUUGAAGGGAUGCCAACUCAUUAGUCUGACCAGGGUGCCAUGGCCCAGUUGGCUCUUACCUGGCGACACACAUCAAUAUCACCUGAACCAACUGGAGAACUCAGCUGUGAGUGAGCUUGCUUGGUGUCUAAAUGUGUGCUUGUCUAUCCCCCUAUAAGUGGUCUUCCUUGGCCUGCAUUACCUCUCUUGGCUUGCUUUAGGGGCUGAAAUGGCACUGACAAGCUUGAGACGGGAUUGCAGAGUUUCCUUCCCCCUAACCGUGGGGUCGUAUCCCCUCUGCAGGACUAUGGAUAGUACAGGAGUAGGAGAUGAGUAGGAAAUGGGAUGAGGGGAGUGGCAAGAGGCAUCAUAAGUCACAGUCAAUGGAGGGGAAAGCUUAAAUGCUCAGUAAAUGUAGGGCAACAAGGAAGAGGGGGGUGGUACUGAGGUAGGGAGGAGGAGGAGCUGAGACUCAGAGUAGAGAAGGUGCCUGGAGGCUGUCAGGCAUUGAGGUCCUCUGGGUCUGAUCAGGCAGUCCCAGCUCCAGCCCGUCCCUUGGCCCCUCCCCGCUGCUGGCCAGAGUCACACAUGUGUUUUCCUGUUUUCCAUUUCAGUCCCCGUCACCCUCUGCUUUUUCUGUUCCUCAGAGUCAACAGCUGCUGCAGCAAGAGCCAUACUCUUGGUUCUCCUAACUAGUACCUUCCCCUCUCCUGAGCUGGUAGCCCCUCCUCCCUGCACCUGCCCAAAGAUCACUGGACUGGGAGGCAACGCAGACUGGUUGGAGCCAGGAAGAGACAUGGGGUCUCUGGAAGAGAAAGUGUGUUCUUACAGUAGUUCCCUGAGCAUGGCUGAGGAGCCAAGACCCCAAAUUAUGUGCUAGCACCUGGAGGAAGUGUGUUUUGGUGUUGCCAUUUGGGGUGAGGUUGGGGUGAGGGGUUCCAUUGGCUGCUCUGCCUGGCACUGCAGGCACUGCAGAUUGGGUACCCUGCUGCCUGUUUCUGAAUCAAAUUUCUUCCACAGCCUGUAGGAUGAGUGUGUUGUUCUGUAAUCUUUACUGGGUCCUCAGAGAUGAAUGCAUCUCAGACAGGGAAAGACAACAAGGGCUGCUGUUAUUUUACAGGGUUUCUCAUGUAAAACUUGGGGUAGGCCAGGCAUGGUGGCUCACACCUGUAAUCCCAGCAUUUUGGGAGGCUGAAGUGGGUAGAUCAUGAGGUCAGGAGUUCAAGACCAGCCUCACCAACAUGGUGAAACCCCGGUCUCUACUAAAAAUACAAAAAUUAGCUGGCGCAGUGGUGGGCACCUGUAAUUCCAGCUACUCAGGAGGCUGAGGCAGGAGAAUCACUUGAACCCAGGAGGCAGAGGUUGCAGUGAGCAGAGACCGUGCCACUGUACUCCAGCCUGGGGAACAAAGCAAAACUCUGUCUUGGGGGAAAAAAGAAAAAACCAAAAAACAAAAACCUGAGGAAGAGCCCCUUUGGGAGAGCCUAUCGGUGCUGCUGGUCCCAGGCGGCCUGAAUGGUGGAAGCAUUACCCCAAGACCCAGCGUCUUAGGGAGAAAUGUGAGCUGCCAAAGAUGGUGCCUUCUUGUGUAGGGUGCUAGGUAGUGGUUGAAAAAAGAAGGGGGCAGGGUUCAAAAUCUCCAUGAAUGGCAGCCUCCCUUGCGUAGUUUGCAUGGGCAGACUGAAGUAGCUUAGUCCGCACAUAGUACUUCCUGGUGCUACCACUAGGGUGUGCUGUUUGCUGGAAUGUGGGUUUUAUCUCCACCAGAUUUCUGUCUCAAGAUUCCAUGGAGAGGACUUUGCUUUUUAGAUGCUACCAGUCAGAAACGAAACCUUGUACACUUCUCUCCCCAGUCCCCCUCACAGUUUUCCCUUCCUUUGUCACUCCUUCCUUCCUUUCUUUUAUGUCAUAUUAAGACACACGCCCACCCCUUGGUGCCAGUGAAUUUGGUCUUAAAAGGGCAAGCAUGGUGAUAUGUUUGUGUGUGUUUUUGUUUGCUUUAGAAGUGGGCACCCUAGCAAAAGCAGCACUGCCAAGAGGACUUGUAAUCGCCUCUUAUCCCUGCAAAGAAUGAGAAAGGGGAGUGGCAGCCAGGAAGGAGAUGAACAAACUUUGCUGGAGCCUUUAGCCUAGGCUACAGGCUGAAGGAUGACAGAGGCUUUCUUUUUAAUCUAGUCUGAUUACAUCUUUCCCCAGGUAAUUCUGUAAUAAUUCCCAUCGGCUGGGCUUGGUGACUCAUGCCUGUAAUCCCAUCGCUUUGGAGGCAGAAGCAGGUGGAUCACUUGAGGCAUUUGUUUGACCUUCCCUUUUACUGCUGGCUGGAAAGGAGGAGUGUCUGACCACAGAUCCUUGAAGGCACUUCUCUCCCUGACUGCUGCUGGCACUGCCGUGAGAACCUGCUUAUAUCCAGGACCAAGGACUGUCUCCUGCUCGGUGUUUUCCAGCAUGUGCUGCCUGGCUACAGCUGUGUCUCUGCGUUGGCUUUGGGUGGUGUCUCUCCAGCAGCAGCUCUGGGGGUCAAGAAAGAAAAAAAAAAUUCAAGUUGAGGGGCCAGGCGAGGUGGCUCAUGCCUGUAAUCUCAGCACUUUGGGAGGCCCAGGGCAAUGCCAGGAAGCUGGUGAAGGCUUUCCUCUCCUCCACCAUGGUUGACAGCACUGAGUAUGAAGUGGGCUCCCAGCAUGAGGUGGAAACCUCCCCUUUGGGUGAUGGGGCCAGCCCAGGGCCCGAGCAGGUAAAGCUGAAGAAGGAGAUCUCACUGCUUAACGGCGUGUGCCUGAUUGUGGGGAACAUGAUCGGCUCGGGCAUCUUUGUUUCCCCCAAGGGUGUCCUCCUGUACAGUGCCUCCUUUGGUCUCUCUCUGGUCAUCUGGGCUGUUGGGGGCCUCUUCUCCGUCUUUGGGGCCCUUUGUUAUGCAGAACUGGGCACCACCAUUAAGAAAUCUGGGGCCAGCUAUGCCUACAUCCUGGAGGCCUUUGGAGGAUUCCUUGCCUUCAUCAGACUCUGGACCUCCCUGCUCAUCAUUGAGCCCACCAGCCAGGCCAUCAUUGCCAUCACCUUUGCCAACUACAUGGUACAGCCUUUCUUCCCAAGCUGCUUCGCCCCCUAUGCUGCCAGUCGCCUGCUGGCUGCUGCCUGCAUCUGUCUCUUAACCUUCAUUAACUGUGCCUAUGUCAAGUGGGGAACCCGGGUACAAGAUACUUCCACCUAUGCGAAAGUAUUGGCGCUGAUUGCGGUCAUCAUUGCAGGCACUGUUAGACUUGGCCAGGGAGCCUCCACUCAUUUUGAGAAUUCCUUUGAGGGUUCAUCAUUUGCAAUGGGUGACAUUGCCCUGGCACUGUACUCGGCUCUGUUCUCCUACUCGGGCUGGGACACCCUCAACUAUGUCACUGAAGAGAUCAAGAAUCCUGAGAGGAACCUGCCCCUCUCCAUUGGCAUCUCCAUGCCCAUUGUCACCAUCAUCUACAUCUUGACCAAUGUGGCCUAUUAUACUGUGCUAGACAUGAGGGAGAUCUUGGCCAGUGAUGCUGUUGCUGUGACUUUUGCAGAUCAGAUAUUUGGAGUAUUUAACUGGAUAAUUCCAUUAUCAGUUGCAUUAUCCUGCUUUGGUGGCCUCAAUGCCUCCAUUGUGGCUGCUUCUAGGCUUUUCUUCGUGGGCUCAAGAGAAGGCCAUCUCCCUGAUGCCAUCUGCAUGAUCCAUGUUGAGCGGUUCACACCAGUGCCUUCUCUGCUCUUCAAUGGUAUCAUGGCAUUGAUCUACUUGUGUGUGGAGGAUAUCUUCCAGCUCAUCAACUACUACAGCUUCAGCUACUGGUUCUUUGUGGGGCUCUCUAUUGUGGGUCAGCUUUAUCUGCGCUGGAAGGAGCCUGAUCGACCUCGUCCCCUCAAGCUCAGCGUUUUCUUCCCGGUUGUGUUCUGCCUCUGCACCAUCUUCCUGGUGGCUGUUCCACUUUACAGUGAUACCAUCAACUCCCUCAUCGGCAUUGCCAUUGCCCUCUCAGGCCUGCCCUUUUACUUCCUCAUCAUCAGAGUGCCAGAACACAAGCGACCUCUUUACCUCCGUAGGAUCGUGGGUACCUCCAGAUCCUGUGUAUGUCAGUUGCUGCAGAAAUGGAUUUGGAAGAUGGAGAGAUACCCAAGCAACAGGAUCCCAAGUCUAACUAAACACCACCUGGAAUCCUGAUAUGAAAAGAAGGCGUUUCUGGUCUAUGGGUAGAGCUAAGGAAGUUGAAAAGGAAAGCUUACUUCUUUGGAGGCACCUGUCCAGAAGACCAGCCUAGGCAGCUUCAACCUCUGAAUUUACUUUUUGAAAUGCAAAGUAAUUUAUUUGUUUUGCUACAUACUGUUCCAGACUUUUAAAGGGGACAAUAAAGCACACUGUGGGGAGGAGCAUGUCAGGAGUGAGCUUGGUUGUUUUAGUAGUACCUGAAUAUGCCUACCUACUCCUCUUUUCCUUUAAAACGACCCACAGUACUCCAAUUCCCUGUCUCUGUUAUAGAGACAUGAAACUGUCACAGGUGCUGGAUGACAAUAAAAGGUUAUGUUCCUAGUC